This is a messenger RNA of Cyclospora cayetanensis, 774 nucleotides long. Its product is annotated as 26S proteasome non-ATPase regulatory subunit 9. The coding region runs from base 1 to 774 and encodes 257 amino acids. The record is from RefSeq and is a predicted model, not a curated record. Gene Ontology annotation, biological process: proteasome regulatory particle assembly. Gene Ontology annotation, cellular component: nucleus; cytoplasm. The transcript has 3 exons. NCBI's taxonomy places the organism in Eukaryota, Apicomplexa, Conoidasida, Eucoccidiorida, Eimeriidae. Gene Ontology annotation, molecular function: protein binding.
AUGGCGACUGAGGUACCCCCAAAAUGCGAGGCUGCCUGUUCCCCAGCUGUCGAAGCUGAGCAGAUGUAUCAACAGCGGCAGAUGCUUGAAGAGAGAAUGGAGGCUAUCGCCAGCUUUCUUACAUCCGAAGGGAUGCCGGGUCUAAAGGGCCCUUUGGUUGAUGAGGAGGGUUUUCCUAGGGCAGAUAUCGAUGUGCAUGCCGUGCGUAGUGCGCGGAAUCAGCUGGCUUGUCUACAGACAGACUACCGGGAGGUGCAGCGGAAGCUUGAGGAAAUACUGUUGCGUGUGCAUGCGGAGUCGGCGAAAGCGCAGAUCGAUCAGCAGGACCUUAGAGCACCUAAGCAACCAGACACUACCGAAGUGGCUGGAGAGCAGGACGAAGUGCCCCCGCCUCCGAUUGAAGACGAGGGCCCCGCAUUCGCGGUAGUGGAUGUUCUACAGCCGGGCGGCCCCAGUGGCAUUGCAGGAAUAGCUGCUGGUGACCGAGUCUUACGUCUUGGCACUCUGCGCCUUCCGGUCGGACGGAAUGCAGCAGCGGGCUCUACUCAGAAUCAUAGAAAGGGGCCCCUACCUGGCGGAGAUAGCAGCAGUCGUGCAUUAACUGCUACUCAAAUCUUUGAAUUGCUGCCUGGAGAGGUUGCACGCUACGAGAACGAACGUAUGCCAGUUGUUGUGCAACGUGGGAGUAGGGUCAUUUCACUGUGGCUAGUACCCCGCCAGUGGCACGGCAAGGGCCUAUUAGGCUGCCAUAUAAAACCACUUCAACAGGAGUGA